This is a messenger RNA of Morchella sextelata, 2316 nucleotides long. RefSeq lists its product as uncharacterized. The record is from RefSeq and is a predicted model, not a curated record. Bases 1 to 2316 code for a protein of 771 amino acids. Gene Ontology annotation, molecular function: protein binding. The transcript is spliced from 3 exons. NCBI's taxonomy places the organism in Eukaryota, Fungi, Ascomycota, Pezizomycetes, Pezizales, Morchellaceae.
AUGGGGAGUCGUCAAAACGAUGUCGAUGAGGCAGAGGCUCCCACUUUUGAAUGGAUCUGGAAAGAUAAAAAGUUCCUCGAGUGGGAUGCAGCGAGCUCUGGGGUAUUCUGGGUAAUCGGUAAACCCGGAAGUGGCAAAUCGACCUUCAUGAAAUCGCCAGUUUCUUCUUCCACAAUCGAGGAGGAAUUCUCGAAAAAGCCUUCACGAGGCUUUCUUCAAACAAUUAUCCACCAAAUACUCUCUGAAAACCCUCCACUUUUCAAACAUAUUCUUCCCGAGUACAGAAGGCUUAAGGAGAGACUUAGUGAUGGUGGGAAGAUAGAAUGGCCACUCUCUUCAAUGUCCAAGAUUUUAAGGUCUUUGCUUGCCGAUCCCUCCGCUAGGACCAUUUACAUGUUUAUUGAUGCAAUGGACGAAUAUGGGAGGUUGAAGCUGUUUGUUACUAGCCGUCCAGAACUCUGGCUAACGAAGAUAAUUGAAACUCUGGAGGGGUCGAACAUUCGGCAUAUAAUCCUCCAAAACCUCAAUCACGAAGACGUGGAAUCCUAUAUCAAUAGUCGGGCUAGGCUUCUUAAGACAUCACACCAUGAGUACUUGAAAGACGAGCUUAUCUAUCGUUCAGAUGGUAAUUAUCUCUGGCCUAAGCUGGUGAUUGAUAUGUUGGAUGAAACGGUCUUUGGAGCCUCGCUUACGGAACUCACAGAUCUCUAUACGCAGAAGUUGAAAGGUGUGGGGCUAUCGGACAAUCAACGCGAGGAGGCAGCAGAGAUGUUUCGUUGGGUUAUUCUGGCAAAACGGCGGUUGACAGUUAAGGAUUUACGAUAUACACUAGCAAUCGGCAUACAUAAGGCUUCUUCGAUUGAAAAUAUCGAGAAUUCUGAGGAUAUACAAAGCCUUUCGGAUACAGGGGACCGAAUCCUGAGAUAUUCUGGAGGAUUGUUGGAAGUACGCUCAGGAACUGUUCAAGUCAUUCAUCAGUCAGUCAAAGAAUUUUUCCUGCGCACAGAUACUCCGUUCCGUGUCCACAAAUCCAUCGGUCAUACACGUUUGGCCGAAACUUGCGUAUCCUUUCUAUCCUUCCCCGGAAUUCUGGAUUCCCCGGAUCAGACAGACGAUUGCCGCAGAUCCAUGCCUUAUAGUCUACCCCGGUCAACACGCAACACGCCUCUAUUAGUCUACUCAUUCGAGUGUUGGGAAUUCCACUUAAAAGCUGGUAACGAACGGGAUAGCGGCCUCGUCAAAGCUGUACGAAAUCUUCUCUGGGGUUCUAAGUUAAAAUUGGAGGCAAUUUCGAUUUAUAUGUCUCGGUUCUUGCGGCAGAGUACGGAAAUUGUAGAGUUUCCAUUUCGCAUGCUCUACGACCGGAAAUAUUUUCAGCUUUCUAGAGAAAUCCUUUCAGGUGAUCUUUUCAAAGAUCCCCAAAACGUUCGCAACAAUUUUCUCUUCGCUGCAAUAAUUUACGGGUACGGGGAUGAGGUCAAAUUUUGUAUCAAAAGCGGAGCCGAUGUCAAUACUCAACUAGAUAAUGGCACGUAUGGCAAUGCCUUACAAGCCGCAGUGCACCACGGCCAACUAGAGAUAAAGAGGCUUCUGGACAAGAAGGCAGUAGAUAUCGAUGCCCAGAUUCUCGAGUAUGGUAAUGCCGUACAAGACGCACCGGGCUUCGGCCAACCGGAGGCUCUGACCGAGUAUGAUAUUAACAUUCAAGCCGUAGUGCACCACGACCAACUGGAGAUAAUGAAGGUUCUGAUCGAGAAUGGCACAGAUGUCAAUGCCCAGAGUGGCAAGUAUAGUAAUGCCUUACAAGCUGCAUGCUCGGUACGUUAUGCUCUACCGGAGGUGGUGAAGUUUCUAGUCGAGAAUGGAGCCGAUAUCAAUGCCCAGGGUGGCAAGUAUGGUAAUGCCUUACAAGCUGCAUGCUCGGCAUUCGAUGAUAAACCGGAGGUUGUGAGGUUCCUGGUCGAGAAUGGAGCCGAUGUCAAUGCCCAGGGUGGCAAGUAUGGAAGUGCCUUACAAGCCGCAUGCUCGGCAUUCUUUGUUAAACCGGGGGUUGUGAGGUUCCUGAUCGAGAAUGGAGCCGAUGUCAAUGCCCAGGGUGGUGGGUAUGGGAGUGCCUUACAAGCCGCAGCGUGCAACGUUUUCCUGGAGAGUGUGAAGCUUCUGGUCGAGAACGGGGCCGAUGUCAAUGCCCAGGGUGGCAAGUAUGGAAACGCAUUACAAGCCGCAGCGAACCACAGUCAACUGAAACAUAUGAAGUUUCUGAUCGAAAAUGGAGCCGAUGUCAACGCCCAGGGUGGCAUGUAUGGUAAUGCCUAG